This is a messenger RNA of Aspergillus steynii IBT 23096, 680 nucleotides long. RefSeq lists its product as uncharacterized. The transcript is spliced from 3 exons. NCBI's taxonomy places the organism in Eukaryota, Fungi, Ascomycota, Eurotiomycetes, Eurotiales, Aspergillaceae. The record is from RefSeq and is a predicted model, not a curated record. Gene Ontology annotation, cellular component: membrane. Bases 124 to 348 code for a protein of 74 amino acids.
GUGGCGGACCAACUUUCUGAAUCUUGGUCGUGGGACAAAUGGUCUCAGAAGGCUUUACAGUGGCUUUCACGCCCGGACAACUUGGCUGCUAUCACGGCGUGGUGGAUUACCUUCACCGUAGUGAUGAUUGUUUUUCUUGGCCUGGGAUUUGGUCCAGCCGGGAUUGUAUCAGGCUCAUUGGCGGCGGCUUUCCAGUCGUGGAUGUACGGUGGUUUUACCCCGGCAGGAGGCAUCUUUGCCACGCUGACAAGUAUGGCGAUGCUUGGUCUACUAGUUCCAAGUGUCGUACUUUUGGCCUCUCUGGUUGCAUCGGGAGUUGCAAUAGCUGUGUGGCUAAACCAUGGGUAGCGAUUCAAGAUUUAUACUCGGUAUUCUUUUGUGAGAUGGAAGCAAAUGCACCUUGAAGGCUGGCUGCUUUGUGUAUCGAGUCUAUUUCCCAUGGUUCGCCGGGGACGUUUGACUACUACCUGCGACAUGCUCUUCUAUGUUCUUCUUCUCUUUAUUCCUGAAUGAUCAUAGAGGGAAUGGAAGGAAAUAGCAAUUGAUUGGUUGAGAAGAAGUAUUAUUGGCUGUCCCAGAAUUGGAUCCGGCAAAGCCCAGAAUUGUCGAUCGGGUGUGAAUGGAACGUACGCGGAUUCUAUCUCCUACCUACAUUCAGAUUUGACCCUGUUACGUUAUGC